CUUGACUUUUCUUCCAGUCUUAAGGCUCAAACUCCCUAUCCGCAUAAUGCGGUGGUUGAUUCUCGUCUUACUGGCUGUGGGCAGCUCAGCUCAGGAAUGGGACGCCUACAACUUCCCGAAUCCCACCGCGGGUCAAUUUAAAGAAUGCAAAAUGAGAACAACUGCCAAUAUCUGCGACCCUGACGGUGUUCUCUCGGAACAAGCUCGAUAUAGGCUCGAUCACGAUCUCAAACAACUAGAAAGUAGGACUAGACAAGAUUAUGGUCGCACAUUCUGUGAUAAGAAAGGAGUGACAGCGGCCAUGGCUAUAGCACGACAUGUGAAAGGAGGAUCUACAGAGGCUGUAAAAAACAUGGCGAACGAAAUGCUCAGAAAAUGGACGUUAGAUCCUCAGUGCCAGAAAGCUGUUGUUUUUGUGGUGUCCACGGAUGACCAAAAGUUCUGGGUUGCUCGCGAUGAUAAAGUACCGGUAUACGGAGAUGAAUUCACCCAAAUUUUCAUGCAACAGAAGCCACUUUUCCAACAGAACAACUAUCAGCAGGCUCUUACCAAUAUCAUGCAGCAAACAUGGGAGAAAGCUCUAGCCAAACAGGGAUCACCCAAAACGUCUGGUAGCGGUGGUGGUACCAUCCCAGCUGGACCGAAGCCAGGAUAUGACGAUGGUGGCAGAGGUAAACCAAUGGGCGGUGGAGGCUUUAAAGCGCCAUCGAUUCCGGGCUGGUUCUGGUUCGCAUUGGUUGGUGUCAUCAUCCCACUUCUGUGCUGCUGUUUAUGUUGCUAUUGCUGUUGCUGUAAAGGAAAAGGAGGCGGUGGAUCAGCUCCAAGAGCUGCUGGUGGAUAUGAUGAUUCAAGAGGAAUGAUGGGUGGAGGAGGCGGAGGACCUGCACCACGUGCUGGCGGUGGUGGAGGUUCUAUGUGGCGAAAUAUGGCCUCUUCCAUUGGUGGAGCAGGAAUAGGAUCAAUGCUUGGUAACUUGAUCUCAGGACGAGGACGACGCGGUAUGGGAGGUGGAGGUUUUGCCGGAGGUGGUUAUCCAGGAGGAUCUUACCCUGGAGGAGCCUACCCAGGUGGAGGUGGUGGAGCUUAUCCUCCAGGCCCUGCUGUUGUUUAUGACGAUAGAGGUGGAGAGGGUGGAGGAGGUCUGUAUCCAUCGAAACCCGUCAAGGACGAAGGAGGUGGUGGAAGUUGGGCCUAGAACCAUAUCGCUUCCACAGCUCCUCUAAUCCAAUAACCUCCUAUCAAAAACCAACGAUAACCACUUUGUCGAUCAAAUUAUUAUUUGUAUACCAAAAUUUUUGCGAAAUGUUCUCAUAGAGCGCUUGCAAUUUUGCUGCUUUUUGUCGGGUCAGUCGACAGUCAGCCUCUAAGCCUAAGCUCGCUGAAAUACUUUGUAUCUUGCUUGGCUCACAUAUGUGCUUUGUUGGUCUAGGUUUCUCAAACAAGGCGGCAGCCCUACGCUCUUUAAUGGCUUCAGUUAAAAGUUUUGAGAAUCUCAUAUUUUACUAUAGCUCUUUCCACAUUAUCUUCAAAGAAGAUAUCUGUUCUUUUGUUAUACAAUGUGAAGAUAGUCAUAAUAUAAUGUUGAUUUGAUGUAUAUAAAAGCUU
This is a messenger RNA of Cylicocyclus nassatus, 1605 nucleotides long. Lineage: Eukaryota; Metazoa; Nematoda; Chromadorea; Rhabditida; Strongylidae. The record is from the annotation of a GenBank genome assembly.